Striga asiatica is the source of this 1866-nucleotide messenger RNA. Lineage: Eukaryota; Viridiplantae; Streptophyta; Magnoliopsida; Lamiales; Orobanchaceae. The record is from the annotation of a GenBank genome assembly.
UCCCAUAUCACCACGCCUUUCAAACUACUACUAGGAUUAUGAUUCUUUUUCUGUUUAUUCUUCUUCCCUAAUAGCUGCAAUUUUUAAAACUAAUAAAUAAAACAAAUUGGUCACUAAACUAUCAAUUGUGGUCAAAUAUAUAUAUAUAUUCGUAUAAAUACGCGAGUUUUCCACAAGAAAGAACCAGGAAUACGUAUCAAUUGUGGGGAAAGUCACACUCGCAGUUUCGAUAAGUUUUGGAGUGAAAGAUUUCGGUGAGGAUUUCACAGUCUUGAUUGACAGAAUUUGAUUUAGCCUUUGGAGAAGAAAUUUCUUUGAUUGUGCUAAGUGGGGAAUUAAAGCUGUUCUUAAGUUCCGAUUUUAAAUCUCAUAGGACAAAUUCGGCAUUAACGCACCCGAAACAAUCUUUUGCAGUGAUUGAAAAUGUUGGUGAUUGAGAGUAAAGAAGGUGCAAUAGCAUGUAUGAUAUUUUCUUUGCUUUUCCUGGGCACUUGGCCUGCCCUUCUUACGCUCUUAGAAAGGCGAGGCCGAAUGCCUCAACACACUUACCUCGAUUACACCAUCACAAAUCUAUUGGCUGCUGUAAUCAUUGCCUUCACAUUUGGCGAGAUUGGCAAAAACUCGAAUGAGAAGCCAAAUUUCAUUAAUCAGCUGUCUCAGGAUAACUGGCCGAGUGUGAUUUUCGCGAUGGUUGGGGGUAUUGUUCUAAGCCUUGGGAAUUUAUCAACUCAGUAUGCUUGGGCUUUUGUUGGCUUGUCAGUGACAGAGGUCAUCACAUGUAGCAUAACUGUCGUGAUAGGGACAAUUAUGAAUUAUUUCUUGGACGACAAAAUCAACAAGGCCGAGAUUCUUUUCCCCGGUGUCGCAUGCUUUUUGAUUGCUGUUUGUUUAGGCUCUGCUGUUCAUUCAUCCAAUGCUGCAGAUAAUAAAGCUAAGCUCACAGGAAAAGAUGAGACGAUGGAAAAGGGUGCUCAUACCUCCCAAGGACACUAUGCAAACAAAGCAGAUGUGGAGAAAGCGGUUGCCAUAAAGGACAAGGCGAAAUUCGGAACAGCAGAUUUUCUCGUCGAGCUUGAGAAUAAAAGGGCAAUUAAGGUUUUUGGGAAGAGCACUUUUAUUGGGUUGGGGAUAACAUUCUUUGCCGGAAUAUGCUUUUCUCUAUUCUCUCCGGCCUUCAAUUUGGCCACUAAUGACCAAUGGAAUACCUUAAAGAACGGUGUCCCACAUUUGAGCGUGUAUGCUGCAUUUUUCUAUUUCUCGGUUUCGUGCUUUGUGAUUGCCAUCAUUCUCAACAUCAGCUUUCUUUACCGUCCCAUUUUGGACCUGCCCAAGUCCUCCAUCACCGCUUAUAUAUCAGACUGGAAUGGUCGGGGAUGGGCCCUUUUAGCUGGGCUUCUCUGUGGGUUUGGUAAUGGGCUUCAGUUCAUGGGAGGCCAGGCUGCUGGAUAUGCUGCAGCAGAUGCUGUUCAGGCACUGCCACUUGUGAGUACAUUCUGGGGCAUAUUAUUGUUUGGUGAGUACAGAAGGUCGUCUAGAAGAACGUAUAUACUUCUCGUGAGUAUGUUGUUGAUGUUUAUAGUUGCUGUUGGCAUCCUCAUGGCCUCAUCAGGCCACCGUAAAUGAUUUUUCAUUUUCUUGAAGAAGUCUCGAAAGAGACUAGCUGCGUUUGAGCUGAUUUGCUCUGCCAUUUUUGGUUACUGCAGUAAAAAAAUGUUAUCUGAAACUAUGUUUGCUCCAAUGCCAUGCUGCCUGGGGCAAUAAUAUGAUAUAAAUAAUUAUUUGAAUAAAUAGUUGGAGGAUAUAUGGGCUUUUAAUGGAUUAUGUUGGAUUUUAUAUUGUGGCAUAGUUUUCUUUGCAUGGUAAACA